This is a messenger RNA of Racocetra persica, 1962 nucleotides long. Lineage: Eukaryota; Fungi; Glomeromycota; Glomeromycetes; Diversisporales; Gigasporaceae. The record is from the annotation of a GenBank genome assembly.
CAUAAUUAUGUUGUUUUUAAUGGACAAGUUUUUGAUUUGGAUCGUCUUCAAUGGACUGUACCAAAUAUCAAAUUACCUGACAUUCUUAAACCAAUGAUGUAUGCCAAUACAAACACUUUUCGUGGUCGGGAUAUGACUCACUUUUUACAAAAGAGUUAUACAAAUAUGCAAUUGGCAAAGUGUAUGGAGGAGACCUUGCGUGUUGGCGUCGUUGAUACCAUAUCUAUUGGUUGUGUCAUUUCCAAUGUCGUAAUGCUUGUAUCUUUACUUUUUAUAGCUGGUGUGGUUUUAGUUAGAUUUUUUUUGGCUGUUUUGUUUGGGUGGAUAUUAAGUUGGCGAUUAGGAAGUUUUCGUGAAGAAACUGCUGAAGAAAUUGCAAAAAGAGAACGGGAAAUUGAGUUAUGGUCAAAUGAAAAUAAUCACUUUUAUCCUUCUACAAGCAACUCAAGAAAUAAUUCAACAACAUCGUUUGGUAUUUUCUCAAAAUCUCGAUUUUCUACACAAAAUAAUAUAAAUGGUAAUGCUUUAGCAUACAGAAGAACUGAUAGUCGUCCAAGUAGUAGAAACACUUUUAGUGCCGGAAAUGGUAUGAUAAAAGAACUUAAUAGUUCAAAAAAUAGCAGACCAUCAUCAAUUAACGAAUAUCCUCAAAGUCGAGCGGAUUCAAUGACAUCUACAUCAUCCGCUGCUCAAUCAUCACCUUUCCAAACUAAUAAUGUUGCCAUUCCUGAUCAACGUUAUAAUUUUCCCCUAAUGCACACUAUUUUAUUGGUUACAUGCUAUUCUGAAGGUAAACAGGGUAUAAAAACAACUUUAGAUUCAUUGGCCAGGACAGAAUACCCAAAAUCGCAUAAAUUACUUCUUUGUAUAGCUGAUGGUACCAUUUUUGGUGCUGGUAACGAUCUUUCGACACCGGACAUUUGUGUUUCACUGAUGAGUGAUCAUAUUAUUCAUCCUAAUGAAGUUGAGCCUCAUUCUUACGUUGCAAUAGCUGAUGGUAAAAAACGUCACAAUAGGGCAAAAGUUUAUGCUGGUUUUUAUCAUUAUCGAGAAUUGGAUGGGAGACAAGAUCGUGUUCCUAUGAUCACUAUAGCUAAAUGUGGUGGCCCUGGGGAGGAAAAUGAGGCAAAAGCUGGAAAUCGUGGUAAACGUGACUCCCAAAUUAUUUUAAUGAGCUUCUUACAAAAGGUUAUGUUUAAUGAAAGAAUGACUCGACUUGAAUACGAACUUUUUACUGCAAUUCGAUCCGUUUGUUAUAUUACUCCUGACUUUUUUGAAGUAGUUCUUAUGAUUGACGCUGAUACCAAAGUUUUCCCUGAUUCAUUGGUUCGUAUGGUUGCUUGUAUGUCACAUGAUCCAAGUGUAAUGGGUCUUUGUGGGGAGACAAAAAUUUCAAACAAAAAUGAUACUUGGGUGACAAGAAUUCAAGUUUUCGAAUAUUACAUUAAUCACCAUCUACAAAAAGCGUUCGAAUCCAUUUUUGGUGGUGUCACUUGUUUACCCGGUUGCUUUUGUAUGUACAGGAUUAAGGCGCCAAAGGGAGAGAAUGGUUAUUGGGUUCCUAUUCUUGCAAAUCCGGACAUUGUUGAACAAUAUUCUGAAAAUAUUGUAGAUACUUUACAUAAGAAAAACUUACUUCUUCUUGGAGAGGAUCGGUAUUUAACAACCCUUAUGCUUAAAAACUUUCCUAAACGAAAAACGUUAUUUGUUCCCCAAUCAGUUUGUAAAACUGUAGUACCUGAUACAUUCCGUGUACUUCGUUCUCAACGUCGUCGAUGGAUUAAUUCCACAGUACAUAACCUUUUGGAACUUGUUCUUAUCCCUGAUUUAUGUGGAACUUUUUGCUUUUCCAUGCAAUUUGUUAUAUUUAUGGAGUUAGUUGGCACUGUUGUACUUCCAGCUGCUAUCUCUUUCACAAUGUAUUUAAUAGUAAUAUCGUUCUUCCAAAAUCCUCCACCUAUA